GAUGGCGGCGGCGGCUGGGGCGCGGAGCCGCCGGAGGGGGAGGGAGAAGGAGAGUCUGUGAGACGCUGGGAGGCAGCGCGGCGGCGGCUGUAAGGAGUCCGCGUGCGGAGCCGCCGGCGACUCGGGCCUGGGGGCGGCCUGGCCUUGGACUGGAGAGGCCGGAGCGGUGCCAGGAGCUCCGAGGCCGGAGCGGAGGAGGAAUGUGAGCAGGGGUCGGCGGGGGCGCGGGAGUACGCGAGCGGCGGGAUGGGGCAGCAGGUGGGCCGCGUCGGGGAGGCUCCCGGGCUCCAGCAGCCGCAGCCGCGCGGGAUCCGGGGCAGCAGCGCAGCCAGGCCCUCGGGCCGCAGGCGGGACCCGGCGGGGCGUACCGCAGACACCGGCUUCAACGUCUUCACCCAGCACGAUCACUUUGCCAGCUGUGUGGAGGAUGGAUUUGAGGGAGACAAGACUGGAGGCAGUAGUCCAGAAGUCUUGCACCGUCCCUAUGGCUGUGACGCUGAAUCUCAGGCACUGAAUGAAGCCAUCAGGUGGAGCUCCAAGGAGAACUUGCUGGGAGCCACUGAGAGUGACCCUAAUCUCUUUGUCGCACUUUAUGACUUUGUGGCAAGUGGUGAUAACACACUCAGUAUCACUAAAGGUGAAAAACUACGAGUCCUUGGUUACAACCAGAAUGGCGAGUGGAGUGAAGUUCGUUCCAAGAAUGGACAGGGUUGGGUGCCAAGCAACUACAUCACUCCAGUGAACAGCCUGGAGAAACAUUCCUGGUACCAUGGACCCGUGUCCCGCAGCGCAGCGGAGUAUCUCCUCAGCAGCCUUAUCAAUGGCAGUUUCCUGGUUCGAGAGAGUGAGAGCAGCCCUGGGCAGCUGUCCAUCUCGCUGAGGUACGAGGGACGUGUGUAUCACUACAGGAUCAAUACCACCACAGACAGCAAGGUGUAUGUGACUGCCGAGAGCCGCUUCAGCACCUUGGCAGAGCUUGUUCACCACCACUCUACAGUUGCCGAUGGGCUGGUGACCACACUGCACUACCCAGCCCCCAAGUGUAACAAGCCCACCGUCUAUGGUGUGUCCCCGAUCCAUGACAAAUGGGAAAUGGAGCGAACAGACAUUACCAUGAAGCACAAACUCGGGGGCGGUCAGUAUGGAGAGGUUUAUGUUGGCGUCUGGAAGAAGUACAGCCUCACAGUUGCAGUGAAAACAUUGAAGGAGGAUACCAUGGAGGUGGAGGAGUUCCUGAAGGAAGCUGCAGUGAUGAAGGAGAUCAAGCAUCCUAACCUGGUACAACUGUUAGGUGUGUGUACCCUGGAGCCGCCCUUCUACAUUGUGACGGAGUACAUGCCCUAUGGGAACCUGCUUGACUACCUCCGUGAGUGCAACCGUGAGGAGGUGACAGCGGUUGUUCUGCUCUACAUGGCCACUCAGAUCUCUUCCGCCAUGGAGUAUCUGGAGAAGAAGAAUUUCAUCCAUAGAGAUCUUGCUGCACGGAACUGCCUAGUGGGAGAAAACCACGUGGUAAAAGUGGCUGACUUUGGUUUAAGUAGACUGAUGACUGGAGACACCUACACUGCUCACGCUGGAGCCAAAUUUCCUAUUAAAUGGACAGCGCCCGAGAGUCUGGCCUACAAUACCUUUUCAAUUAAGUCUGAUGUCUGGGCUUUUGGAGUACUGUUGUGGGAAAUUGCUACAUAUGGGAUGUCGCCAUAUCCGGGUAUUGACCUAUCUCAAGUCUAUGACCUGCUGGAAAAAGGAUAUCGAAUGGAACAGCCUGAGGGAUGCCCCCCUAAAGUGUAUGAACUUAUGAGAGCAUGCUGGAGGUGGAGCCCUGCUGACAGGCCGUCUUUUGCUGAAACCCAUCAAGCUUUUGAAACAAUGUUUCAUGACUCCAGCAUCUCUGAAGAGGUGGCUGAGGAGCUUGGGAGAGCUGCCGCCUCGUCAUCUGUGGUUCCAUACCUGCCUCGAUUACCUCUGCUUCCUUCCAAGACUCGGACCCUGAAGAAGCAGGGGGAAAACAAAGAGAAUGUAGAUGGGGGUCUUGAUGCCUCCGAGAACCUGGCGUCCAGCUCAGCACCAGCAGGGUUCAUUAGAAGUGCACAGGCCUCCAGUGGGUCCCCAGCUCUGCCUCGAAAGCAAAGAGAUAAGUCACCUAGCAGCCUCUUAGAAGAUGCCAAAGAGACAUGCUUCACCAGAGAUAGGAAGGGAGGCUUCUUCAGCUCCUUCAUGAAAAAGAGAAAUGCCCCCACACCCCCUAAGCGCAGCAGCUCCUUCCGUGAAAUGGAGAACCAGCCCCACAAGAGAUAUGAACUCACGGGUAACUUCUCAUCUGUUGCUUCUCUACAGCAUGCUGAUGGGCUCUCUUUCACUCCCGGCCAGCAAGAGUCGAAUCUGGUGCCAGCCAAGUGCUAUGGGGGGAGCUUUGCACAGAGGAACCUCUGUAAUGAUGACAGUGGUGGGGGUGGGGGCAGUGGCACUGCUGGGGGUGGGUGGUCUGGCAUCACAGGCUUCUUUACACCUCGCUUAAUCAAAAAGACACUGGGCUUACGAGCAGGUAAACCCACAGCCAGUGAUGACACUUCCAAGCCUUUUCCAAGGUCAAACUCUACAUCUUCCAUGUCCUCAGGGCUUCCAGAGCAGGAUAGGAUGGCAAUGACCCUUCCCAGGAACUGCCAGAGGUCCAAACUCCAGCUGGAAAGGACAGUGUCCACCUCUUCUCAGCCAGAAGAGAAUGUGGACAGGGCCAAUGACAUGCUUCCAAAAAAGUCUGAGGAAGGUGCCGCUCCAGCCAGGGAGAGACCAAAAGCCAGACUCUUGCCCAGAGGAGCCACAGCUCUUCCCCUGAGAGCCCCUGAUCCAGCCGUCACAGAGAGUGACUCUCCUGGGGUAGGGGCGGCUGGAGUGGCAGCUGCCCCCAAAGGCAAGGAAAGGAAUGGUGGGACGCGACUUGGAGUCGCUGGAGUCCCAGAGGAUGGAGAGCAGCCAGGCUGGUCCUCUCCAGCCAAGGCCAUAGCUGUCCUCCCAACUACCCACAACCACAAAGUGCCAGUCCUUAUCUCACCCACUCUGAAACACACUCCAGCUGAUGUGCAGCUCAUUGGCACAGACUCUCAGGGGAAUAAAUUCAAGCUCUUAUCUGAGCAUCAGGUCACAUCCUCUGGAGACAAGGACCGACCCCGACGGGUAAAACCAAAGUGUGCCCCACCCCCACCACCAGUGAUGAGACUACUGCAGCAUCCGUCCACCUGCUCAGACCCUGAGGAAGAGCCGACUGCCCCGCCUGCAGGACAGCCCACUCCAGAAACCCAAGAGGGGGGAAAAAAGGCAGCUCCAGGGCCAGUGCCCAGUGGUGGGAAACCUGGGAGGCCAGUGAUGCCUCCACCUCAAGUGCCUUUGCCCACACCUUCCAUCUCGCCAGCCAGAAUGGCCAAUGGCACAGCAGGUACUAAGGUGGCCCUGAGAAAAACCAAACAGGCAGCUGAGAAAAUCUCAGCUGACAAAAUCAGCAAAGAGGCCCUGCUGGAGUGUGCCGACCUACUGUCCAGUGCGAUCACGGAACCUGUGCCCAAUAGCCAACUGGUGGACACUGGGCACCAGCUGCUUGACUACUGCUCAGGGUACGUGGACUGCAUCCCUCAGACUCGGAACAAAUUUGCCUUCCGAGAGGCUGUGAGCAAACUGGAACUUAGCCUGCAGGAGCUGCAGGUGUCCUCCACAGCUGCUGGGGUGCCUGGGACAAACCCUGGCCUUAAUAACUUAUUGUCAUGUGUACAGGAAAUUAGUGAUGUGGUGCAGAGGUAGCCAUUGUCAGCCUGGUGGGAAAUGUACACAUACCUGAGGGGAGAGGGAAAGGGACUCGGUUUCCUGUGUUCUUGUUUUUAAAAAGUGAAAGACUAAUACUUGAGUGUGUUUAUGUGAAGUACCUCAGAUCCCUGAAUUCUCACGUUUACAGGUUCAUCUCAAAAUAGCAAAAAAGGAAAUCACGUAAGUAGAUAAGUCCAUUUGGUGGAGCAGGGCAGUGUGGACAGAGUUGGAAACUGCACUGGGAAGUAAGGAGCAUCAUGUAUAUGUCCUAAAGUGCAGCCCUUCCCUGGAUGGACUAUCCUGUGGUGGUCCAUUGGGCUGUCUCAGUUGUUCUGUAGAUGAAACGGGCCUUGACCUGGCAGGUCCUGGGGGUGAUUGUGCUUCAGUUCACCACUCAGAUUCGAGGAGCAGGAAAAAGCAGAGUGAGGGAUGUAGCAGAUGUCUUACUAAAGGCUGUUGGACUUGCUUCUCCAUGGGUCAUUGCUGCUGUAGCAAGAACUGCAAAUUCGAUUGCUAGAACACUGAGCUAGGAAACGUGGCCCUUUCCAUCUGCGUUUGUCCUGUUUACCAUGGGUGCAUUAGUCGGUGCAGGAAGUAUAGAAUUCGAGGGACAUUUAGUCAGAUUGACACCUCCAGAACUCUUAGGGUGAUUAGCUGUCACCCCUCCCACUCUUCUAGUAUGUUACUUCCUAAUGGACCAGUGUCCACUUGCUGCUUCUUGGUGGCUCUCUGAAAACCACAGGCAUAGGGGGGCUUCUUAGUGGUUCUUCUCUGUCCCUUGCUGGCCAGGCUGUCUUCCUUUAUUUCUGGCAGCAUUCAGGGCAUUACCCAGCGUCAGUGUUGAAAACAGUGGUCACUCCAGGUUCUCAUGGGGAGACCCUCUGCCCCUGAAUACUGACGGGAUGGCCACUUAAGCAGCUGUGUACGUAUACUCUUUUUUGCAUUAAGUACCAAGGAGAUGCAGUACCUUUUUGGAACUGACUGGGCACAGAGCCCGAGACUGAGAAGAGAAGCUUGCUUGAUCCACAUGGCUACUUGCACCUUUCCCUUCCCUAAUCCCCACACUAAUCUGGGUGGACAGGGGUCUGAGAAGGCCUUUCACUAAGGGCUUGCCUCCACAGUAUUCUCACAUCCUUUUUCCUGCUCACAGAGCACGCCACCCCCUUGUCGAACUUGGUGGAGUCUGUGCUGGGAAUAUAUAUAUGUGUUGGGUUAUUUAUUUUGGUCUUUCACCUUUAUUUUAAGAGUGUAUUAUAGAAGGAGUGGAUUAUUUUCAGGGAGCACCAAUCAGACUAAAAAACCUAAGGCUUUAACCUGCAAAUAGGUUUUGCCUUUGAAAAAUAGGCAUUUCCCUUCCCUAAUUACAGUUAUGGAAGCUAAUAGGGUAACAAGGAGCAGAAACUUAAUACAAAUUGUUGAUGUUUUUGGUACUAGGUCUAAUUCCAGGGGUUUUUGUUUGUUUGUUUUUGAACUUUGUGAACACCCCUUUCAUUCCCCAAAGAGAACCUAAUACAGAAUAUCUUGAUUUUUUUUUUUCUUCUUCUUCCAAAAGAGUAUUAUUUAGGAAGAUGGGCAUUCAGCACUGAGCCAUGUUUUCCUCUUGACAUCGAUCCACCAUCAAGUAGCUGCCCCGUCUUUUGAUCUAUUAAUUGAAGGCAAUAGCCCUCAUUCUCAGGAGUGUUUUGCAGACUGAUCUGCAGCUCCCAUUGAGAGCCUCUCUGGAGAGCUCUUUGCUUACUGUUACGACAUUGGGUUGCUUCUCAUUCUCUCUGCUGAAUCACAACUAGAAAACUCUAGAACUGCUGUGCUUACAGUAACGGGGCCAGAAUCAUUUGGCAUCCUUGACCAAGGAAGAAAUUUAGUUUUCAUUAGAAUGAAAGACAAUUUGGGUGCUUAUCACUGUUGCUCGAAGAAGGCUCAGGGUAAGAGGAGGUUUGAGUGGAGGAGAAGGCUCCUGCAGGUGUUAGUGUUCGCACUCAGGAUCCGUUCUGCACAGCAGGGGUCAGGUCUGCGAUGGCCACAGUAGCUGGAAGCGAAUUUUCCCUCCUUCUUUCUGCACCACUCCCCACCAUCCUAUGCUCCUAUAAACUUGAAUCUGUUUUAGCAGUUAGCCUUGUAUGGGGUGAGGGGGGAGCUAAAAUUGGAGGCCAUUAUCAAUGCUACUUUUAAAGUUAAUCCCUGCCAUAAUGGGAUAUCAUAAGAGAUGAUUGUUGUUUUCAGGUUUGGGUCUUGUUUUGUUUGUUUGGUUGGCUGGCUGGCUGGUUGGUUGGUUGGUUUUCCCUUCAGAGUUCUGAAAACAGACUUGGAGAAACACUACUGAAUAUCUCAGCUCCCUGCUUUUCUCAGUCUGAGGGAUUGAGUCAAGGCCAAGUCUCCCUGAGGGCAGCACAGAUCUGUCCUGCUCCAAGUGGGUCAUCACUAAAUUCAUGAGUUGAACUGACCUUUUCCUCAACACUGUCAUGAGUAGCAUUAGCUGUUGUAGCACACUCCACAUGAUGCAUGAACUGCGUCGCUUUCAGGGAUUGAGCCCACAGGUCACAGAGACACUGUCAACUUGACAUGAAAGAAUUAUUUAGGGUUGUUUUUUCUUUUCUUUUAUCCACCUGCAAGGGACCAGCUUAAAAUCAAAAAAUAAAAACAAAAUCAGUAAAUUAAAAGGUUUGAAUCUAAAGCAGAGAAAACUGCUUUUAGAAACUGAAAUUGUAACUUAACUUUAUGUAGCCUGGAAAGAAAGCCGAUGGCAUCUCCUGCAGUCAUGUGAUGCAUGCAUGGCUUGCCACAGCUUUGGUAUGUUCCUAUACAAGUCUUGGGUUUUCAGUUGCAUUUCCCACCGUCAGGUGCUGCGUUCUGUAUUGAAUGUAUCCUAAGUAUGCUUCACAGGAAGCUUUUUGUUUUUAAGCUUUGGCUACAGUUUCAGAUGAUCCCCAUCAUGACGUUCAGAGAGAGAGUGAGAGACCUGAAAAUGGGCCCUUUUUAAAAGAUGUUUUGUAGUGGAUUGAACUGAAUUGAACAUGGUGCACCAAGCUGUGAUCUGGAGUCCUGACAUUGUGGUAUUUCUCCACCACACCUGCGGCAGCCUUGUGAGAUGCCAAGGCCAUAGACAAUCAGUGUACAUGGUGCUGCACACUUCUAAAGCACAGGCUCUAGUGGGCCCUAGCUAGCAAGGGCUUGGGUCUUGAGUACCAGUGUAGCCAAACAAGCCUUCAGUAGUAGAAGCAAGCAUAGUGCUAUCCUUCUAGACUUCAGCCACACAGAAAUCCGCACUUUGUAGUUUAAAAUACCAAUUUGAGUUGUUUCAAAACAAAAGAAAGGAAGGAAGGAAGGAAAAGAAAGCCAGUCCCUACAUUCCUUUUUUAUUCAAAAAGAAAUCUAUUGUUGUGUCAUUUUAAUGAUUGUUGGAUAGUGGGAAAGAACCUGGAGAAGUAAAUGCAAUUCAAUUAUAAAGUUGUAUUAUGAAUACCUGUAGAGGAUGAGCUGGCCUGGACCUGCAGCUGGAGAAUCCCCUCUGUAGUUUGCUACAAAAUUAUAUAUGAAACUGCUAAAUGAAUCUGUAGAGAUACUGCAAAUGUUUGCUAAUAGUGCAGAGCUGAGGAACUUGGGAAAAUUAGGGACCAGUUUUUUGAUUUCCUUCUCUUUAGGAGUUAGUAAAGUGGUGGCAUGUCAUCCUAGCAGAGAAGAAGCCGAGCCAAGAACAUCUCAAGUUUGUGACGAACCUGGGCUGCAGAGCGAGACUCGAAGGAGGGUGGGUUAGUUCCUUUGGAGCCCAGCAGCUUGUCCAGGCCCUGGAUUGGAAAGUGAAGGCCCUCUUUCUUCUGAUCAGUCAUCUAGUACAUGCUCAACUAGUAUCCUUGCUGUGAUCAGAGCAGACUCAUUUCCUGUUCGUGUUGAUAGUAUCUUUGUAAAACUAAUGUCCUGGGAGUUUGUGGGUAGAGAACUGAUGUACUUGGAGAAUUUCUAGAAUUUCUCUACCAGUUAUAAAUGAUAUUGACAUUUAUCAUCUCUCCUUUCUUUAAAAAAAAAAAAAAAAAAGUAGCUGGACUUAACUCGCCUAUUAGAUAAUCAUGUACUCAAGUAAAUUAUGUGCAGGCAGGCAACUUACAUCCAGCUGCACUCUAUAUUCUGACCUCCUGUAUUUUUUAGUAGAUCAUGUGGAGGUGACUUACAUCCAGCUGCACUCUAUGCUGACCUCCCCAUGUUUGCUGUCUUUGCUAGUGAUAUCAUUGUCAUCAUUAGGCCGUGUCGGCAGGGGAGUCAAAAUUGGGUUGACAGAGUCAUCUUUAUUUCUGUUCUUAAUGAUCUGUUUCAUUAUCUUGCAUGCAUUAACUUGCUUCACCUGGAUCUGGGACCCAUCUUUAUGGCCGCAGCAUCUGCUGUGACCAGUACUUUUUAUAUUUCCUAUCAGCUGCCUUGGCUUCGUCAAGUUGGUAGCCCAGUUCUUUGAAAAUGCCUGCUUGGGUUUUGGGUUUUGUUAGGCAUGCAGGAGCCUAGAGCAAGGCAGUUCCAAGGGAACCUGUGCACAGACUGGCAGAGGCAGCCCCAAGGUUCCUGUGGCUUCCAUACUGCGAGCCUUGCCUCCCGAGCAAAGAGGCGGGGCCUUGGGAUGCUUCUAAAACUUGGCCCACUCCUACUGUCUGAUGCAUAGAGUUCCAGUUUUCCAGCUUAGGGGUCAGAAGUGCUUGGAGCUCCUGUCAGCUGCACUAGUCAGCACAGCACAGCAGCCCAGCUUCACUGCUGUUGUCUGAGGUCCCACUACCCAGGAAGCUGGCUUGGUUCACCCUGCUCAAGAGCAUUGGCAGCUGGUUCCUGGCUCCAGUUUGUCUUUAUAAGGCCGCUGCUUUCCAUGCCGUGAUUGUCCCAUCUUGACUGUGUGUGCGAUGAUACCCCUUCCUUUUGGACUAGCUCUCUGCGUGACCCGGGAGGCCCCUGUGCUGUUCCCUGGAUAAGGUCUGGGGUAGCUUGUCUUGAUUAGAAGCUGACAGUGGCAGAGGUCAUGCUCAGAGGUUUGUGCCCUCACAGAUGGGCUCCCGAGUACUGUUGGAAGAAGUACUUGCCUGCUGGGCUGGUGUGUGAGUGUUGAACUAGAUCUGCUUGAAACAGGGUGCACCAGGCCUCCAAGCCCUUGUCAGUUCAGGAGACCUGGCCUUCCGGGCGAAAUGCCAGCUGGCAAAUUGCUGCUUCGCCUUUCAGCCCUUGUGAUGAGCUAGGGGAAGGAAGCCCCUUCCAGACCCAUCCUCCCUCCACACACACUUCCACUGCUCCAUGUACGCCUAUAAACCAGACUGUUCACCCCUGGUGCUGAUAAACCUGAACACAGUAGCAGAACCCUACCAGCCAGAGAGGACAGGUGGCACACUGGGUCUGCACAUCUGCCAUCAUCUAAGGGGAAAGGAAGUGUGUCCACUUCUCAGACGAUAGCAUCUUUAGGGAAGAAUGGAGCUGUCUGUGGGUCCUGAGUUACUCAGCUCUUCCCAGAGUACAGACCCUAAUCCUUAAGACAUGGGGGAGGCAUUGUCAAAUGCUAACAAGUUAGUGAAGGAAAUAGAGAGUUUUAUGGGUGCAACUUGCUUGGGCUUGUUUCUGAGGCCCUGAAUAGGAGUUGGACAUCUUGUUUUUAGGGACCAUACAAUUUAGUGGCGAGUAGGACUUAAUAACAAUCUCACACACAUAGUUCUUCCUUUCAGCAGUUUAUGGUUGAGUCAGAGACUACUGCAGAAGGCCGCGAUGCUUUAGGGUCACUAGUUCCCCACAUUAUGCCUGGUGUUCUGAAGACCCAUGUGUCUGUGUGUUGUGAAUGGUAAGAGUGCUGUUGGUCAGGGCCAGACGCACCAGCAUUCCUGCAUCUCCACGGCUAGCUUCCACUGAUCCCACCCCAACUCCAUCGUGAGAAGCAUUUGCUGAGACCUUGAGAAGUGACCUUCAGGAAAAUGAGUAUUCAGAAGCUAAUGGGAAGGGGAGGUACUGACCACACGGCCCCUGAUGCCCUCUCUGAGGCAGCAGCAGCUAUGCAGUGCGUGGGCUGCCCUGAACAGCUCCAAACACACUGCAUGCACAAAGGUGUCCUUCUGGACCUGCACUUUGUUUCCUUUGCAGCCGGAUUCUGUAAUGACUAUCAGUGGGGAAACCCCAUUUUGUGCUUGCUUGGUAAAAGUAAAUUUGAACAUUUUAUGGUGGUUGAUAGAACUUUGUCCUAAAACUUGCUAAUUCAGAUUCUUUAAAGCCCUAAUGUUUAUACCAAAGGUUACACGGCAGGUGUAGCUGGUGCACAGGGGGUGAAGCCCACCAUGGUGGGCCUUGUGUGCAUCGCUGAGGGGACACAGUGCCCAGUGAGACCAUAUGGGAUCUAACUAAAACGUGUUGGUCAUGGGUCACACUACCACUGUUGUCAAGUGUUUGUUCCUAAUGGUCACUGUAAUAGAUUUUCCAUAGUUUUUCUAAUUUAAUUCUCUCACUCUGUUGUCUGACUGUGAACUGCUAACAGUGUUAAACUUGAUGUAAAUAAAUGAUGCCCUUGGCGGGGACUGCUUCCUGUCGUAUCUCA
Messenger RNA from Onychomys torridus (southern grasshopper mouse), 10333 nucleotides. It is a transcript of the gene Abl2, whose product is annotated as ABL proto-oncogene 2, non-receptor tyrosine kinase. Gene Ontology annotation, molecular function: protein binding; ATP binding; non-membrane spanning protein tyrosine kinase activity. Lineage: Eukaryota; Metazoa; Chordata; Mammalia; Rodentia; Cricetidae. Gene Ontology annotation, biological process: regulation of apoptotic process; protein phosphorylation. The transcript is spliced from 12 exons. The coding region runs from base 247 to 3792 and encodes 1181 amino acids. The record is from RefSeq and is a predicted model, not a curated record.